CUCCGGGGGCAGCGGGGGGCAGCGGGGGGCCAGUCCUUUGCUAGCGCGUCCGUCCGGAAACGCGGCGGCGAACGAACGAGAGUUCCGGGAUAUCUGAGGCUGCGCGUUGGCCCGGCAACGCCGCGGGCUUUUCGGCCGGGAGGACGCUGGGGGGGGAGUCGGAGCCCGAGUUCUCUGCUGUUCCCUGGCUUCAUGGGCUUGCAGAGCCCGGUCCGCCCCUUGUUAAUCCGGAAUGGCGUUUAAGUCUUCGCCCGCCUCGACCUCUGGGCCGCGGCCCUCCGUAGCACUGGCGUGGAUGCUCCCUUCACCCGGCCUUCGGGGACUCUGUUGCUGUUUGAUGGCGGCAGCCGCUGCUGGGUGAGCAGCCGGAGACUGUACCGUACUCCUCCCGUGGGGACAGGAUCGCUUUCUCCCGCCGUCGCCACCGCCGCACGGGUGGCGGUGCUUUUUCCUCUUGACCUCUCCGCCACGCUCCAAGGGACAAGAAGAUGCCACUGCCGUUUGGAUUGAAACUAAAACGCACCCGGCGCUACACGGUGUCCAGCAAGAGCUGCCUGGUUGCCCGGAUCCAGCUGCUCAAUAACGAGUUUGUGGAGUUCACGCUGUCUGUGGAGAGCACUGGCCAGGAGAGCCUGGAAGCUGUGGCCCAAAGACUGGAGCUGCGGGAGAUCACUUACUUCAGCCUCUGGUACCACAACAAGCAAAACCAGCGCCGGUGGGUAGAUCUGGAAAAACCUCUCAAGAAGCAGCUGGAUAAACACGCCGUGGAACCGACCGUCUAUUUUGGAGUGGUGUUUUAUGUGCCUUCGGUUUCUCAGCUGCAGCAGGAGAUUACCAGGUAUCAGUAUUAUCUGCAGCUGAAGAAAGAUAUCUUGGAAGGAAACAUUCCUUGUACAUUAGAACAAGCAAUUCAGCUAGCAGGCUUGGCUGUUCAAGCUGAUUUUGGUGACUUUGAUCAGUAUGAAUCCCAGGACUUUCUUCAGAAGUUUGCCUUGUUUCCAGUGGGGUGGCUACAAGAUGAAAAAGUAUUGGAAGAAGCAACCCAAAAAGUGGCCUUACUCCAUCAGAAAUACAGAAGGCUCACCGCUCCUGAUGCAGAAAUGCUGUACAUGCAGGAGGUAGAGAGAAUGGACGGCUACGGAGAAGAGAGUUACCCCGCGAAGGAUAGCCAAGGCAGUGACAUAUGCAUUGGAGCGUGUCUUGAAGGGAUCUUUGUGAAACACAAGAAUGGAAGGCCGCCUGUGGUAUUUAGGUGGCAUGAUAUUGCUAACAUGUCCCACAAUAAGUCCUUCUUUGCAUUAGAGCUGGCCAAUAAAGAGGAGACCAUCCAGUUUCAAACUGAAGACAUGGAAACCGCCAAGUACGUGUGGAGACUCUGUGUUGCACGACACAAAUUCUACAGACUGAAUCAGUGCAGCCUGCAAACUCAGACUGUCACAGUGAACCCAAUUAGGAGGAGGUCGUCUUCAAGGGUGUCCCUGCCUAAGCCCCAGCCCUAUGGGAUGCCUCCCCCACCCCAGCGGCAUUAUAAUGGACAUUAUACAGAACCAUACACUUCCUCCCAAGAUAACCUCUUUGCCACCAAUCAGAAUGGAUACUAUUGUCAUUCUCUGACAAGUCUGGAUCGAGCCCAGAUUGACCUCAAUGGUCGGAUCCGAAACGGCAGUGUAUACAGUGCGCACAGCACUAACUCCCUGAACAACCCGCAGCCCUACCUGCAGCCCUCCCCCAUGUCCUCUAACCCGAGCAUCACGGGCAGUGACGUCAUGAGACCCGACUACGUGCCGUCACACCGGCACAGCGCCCUGAUCCCCCCGUCCUACCGCCCGACCCCAGAUUACGAGACGGUGAUGAAGCAGCUCAACAGAGGAAUGGUGCAUGCCGAGAGACAGAGCCACUCGCUGCGAAACCUCAACAUCGGCAGCUCGUACGCCUACAGCAGGCCCGACGCGCUGGUCUACAGCCAGCCGGAGAUUCGGGAGCACGCCCACUUCGCCUCCCCGCAGUCGGCCCACUACCCGUUCAGCCUGAACUACAGCUUCCACAGCCCGUCUCCAUACCCGCACCCCGCUGAGCGGCGGCCCGUAGUGGGUGCCGUCAGUGUGCCGGAGCUGACCAACGUGCAGCUGCAGGCGCAGGACUACCCGGCCCCCAACAUCAUGCGGACGCAGGUGUAUCGCCCACCCCCGCCCUACCCGCCCCCGCGGCCUGCCAACAGCACCCCGGACCUGUCCCGCCACCUGUACAUCAGCAGCAGCAACCCCGACCUCAUCACCCGGCGCGUGCACCACUCGGUGCAGACGUUCCAGGAGGCCAGCCUGCCCGUGGCGCACUCCCUGCAGGAGGUCAGCGAGCCGCUCACGGCCGCCCGGCGCGCGCACCUGCACAAGAGGAACAGCAUCGAGGUGGCCGGACUGGCGCACAGCCUCGAAGGCCUGCGGCUCAAGGAGCGCACCCUGUCGGCGUCGGCCGCGGACCCGCCACCCAGGCCCGUCUCGGCUGGCUCCCAGCACGGCGGCUGCCCCGACAGGGCUGAGCGGCGUCCAGCGGACGAGCGGGGAGGCCUGGGCUAUGGCCACAAGAAGUCUCUCUCCGACGCCACCAUGCUGAUCCACAGCAGCGAGGACGAGGAGGACCUGGACGAGGAGAUGGCCUCGCUGGCGGUGCCCUUUCCCCACGCCCGUGUGCCCCGGGGCCACCACUCCCCGGAGCCCCCGCCGGGCCCCUCCCGCGGCCCCUGUGCUCUCACCCCUUCCGCGCCAGGCCCGGGCCCCGUGCAUGGCCGCGAGCCUGUGCCCCAGCUUGGGGAGGCCGGCCGGCCCCGCAGAGAGGGGCUGCUCACGCCCUCCAUGUCCGAGUCCGACCUCACCACGUCGGGGCGCUACCGAGCCAGGAGGGACUCUCUGAAGCAGCGGCCCGUGUCCGACCUCCUCUCGGGGAAGAAGAACGUCGUGGAAGGCCUUCCGCCGCUAGGGGGAAUGAAAAAGAGCCGGGUGGAUGCAAAAAAAAUUGGUCCUCUCAAAUUGGCUGCCCUAAAUGGACUUUCCCUAUCUCGACUGCCUCUGCCUGAUGAAGGAAAGGAAGUGCCUGCCAGAGCCACCAAUGACGAGAGGUGUAAAAUUCUGGAACAGCGGUUAGAACAGGGAAUGGUGUUCACAGAGUAUGAAAAAAUUCUUAAAAAACGGCUAGUUGACGGGGAGUGCUCAACAGCACGACUCCCUGAAAAUGCAGAAAGAAAUCGAUUCCAAGAUGUCCUUCCCUACGACGAUGCCAGAGUGGAGCUUGUCCCAACUAAAGAAAACAACACUGGCUACAUCAACGCGUCCCAUAUUAAGGUCUCUGUCAGUGGAAUUGAGUGGGAUUAUAUUGCCACACAGGGGCCGCUGCAGAAUACCUGUCAGGAUUUUUGGCAGAUGGUGUGGGAACAGGGAGUCGCCAUCAUAGCAAUGGUGACUGUGGAAGAGGAGGGCGGGAGGGAGAAGAGCUUCAGGUACUGGCCUCGGCUGGGUUCCCGGCAUAACACCGUCACCUACGGGAGAUUUAAGAUCACCACUCGCUUCCGCACUGACUCUGGCUGCUACGCUACCACGGGCCUGAAGAUGAAGCACCUGCUCACGGGACAGGAGAGGACGGUCUGGCAUCUCCAGUACACGGACUGGCCUGAGCACGGCUGUCCUGAGGACAUCAAGGGAUUUUUAUCAUACCUUGAGGAGAUCCAGUCUGUUCGACGUCAUACAAAUAGUACCAGUGAACCAAAGAGCCCCAACCCUCCGUUGCUGGUCCACUGCAGUGCUGGGGUGGGAAGGACUGGCGUCGUCAUUCUGUCCGAGAUCAUGAUCGCCUGCCUGGAACACAAUGAGGUGCUGGACAUCCCGAGGGGGCUGGACAUGCUGAGGCAGCAGAGGAUGAUGAUGGUGCAGACGCUGUGCCAGUACACGUUCGUGUACCGCGUCCUCAUUCAGUUCCUCAAGAGCUCCAGGCUCAUCUGAGCAACCACAGCUCAGGACGGGGACUGAUGGGGCGACACGCUGACAGCUGACGGGAGCGCCUGACUCAGACCUCCCCGCGGCUGCCAGGCUGGGCCACGAGUGGCACCUUGACGGCGCCUGGACAACGGUACCCGGAGGGAGACCUGCAGAGCCCAGGGCUGGGGAAGGGCUGACGGAGGAGGACAUGGUCCCUGGGGCUUUGCCCGCUCACGUCUGUCCGAUUGGCAGCACUUGCAUACUUUGUGGAGGUGGUUUUCCAGAUAGUUCUCUGUUGUACUGAAGCUGUGCAGGGCAACUCUGGCAGUCAGGAAGGUGCAUCAAUUUCUAGCUUGGAUGUCUUGGAAUUUUAUUUUAUGAUUAAAGUAUUUGGGGCUUUUUGGUGAGAAACUUUCCACGGGGAUGGUCCACAGGUGUGAAUAGUUCCCAUGUAAGUUUGUAUUUAAAACCAUUCUAUCUCUUGUUAUUUUUUUAAAAACUUUAACAGUUUAGUUACCAAACCUAAAAUUACAAGAAGAAUCUAAAAGUGUUAUUUUGAAACAUAGAAAGCAUUUUUAUAUUCAGAAAAAUUUUUAUUCUAGAAUAUUCUAUAUAUUUGUACCUUCUCUAUUUUGCAAACAAGAGUUCAACUCAUUAAGGUACUGAAAUGAACCCAUUACUGUAAGAGAAAGUCGGGAAUGAAGGCACAUUAUUGGAAAUGUAAGACAAUACUCAGAGUCACUAUUUUUUUCAGUAUUAUUUGUAAACCUAAACCAGUUUGAUCUGACUGGUUGAAACUGAAGUGAAAGACAGUUGCCUAGAUUGGUUUUAAGCACUUUGUUGUUAAAGACAAAUCUGAAUUUUAAUAUAUGUGUUUCUUGAUAGAUGAGACGCUAACAGUGGGUAUCCAGAAGUGUUUGGAUGUGAGAAGGGCUAAGCAUACGUGGGUGGUCAGGGCAGGGUAAGUGCGGUGUAAUUGCGGGACAGCAGGUGUGAGAUGCCUUUGACAGAAGUGCAGUAUUAACUCUGCUCCCCCUGAGAGGCUGGGGUGGAGAGUGGGGGCUGGGCGGUGGGUAGGUACCUGCCGGGAAGUUCAGGUCACUCUCUGUGACUCACUGUUUCCUUGGAAUUCUUACACCUGAACUUCUGUUCUUUUUGAUAAAGAAAGUCAGGUUUAUUUUAUCAUUAAAAGAAGCCUGGAAGAGGUUUUAUCUGCUGACUGAAAGAAGGGAAGAGUUAGUAAUAGUUUCACCUCAGUUCCCAAAACUACAGCCCAGACUACUUGUGGCUCCCAUAGAUUGCUGUUCUAGUCAAGAGAUGCUGGGGUUUUAGUUCCCCGAGCCCCUAACUUCACCGCUGAGGUCAGUGUUAGCUUCUCGGUUCCUCCUCCGUCCAUCGAUCGCAUCCUGAUGGCUGAGCUAGAGAGGGAGAAGGUGGCCUUGUCACAGAGGGACUUGAGUAUAAGGACUUAAUGGGUAUGUUUCACUGAGGAACCAUCUCAUUUUUCCUUUUGAGGUUGCUUCUCUAAAAUGCAGAGCUUCCAAAAUGCCACAUCUGGGGCUGUUCCCCUAAUGACAGUGUCCUAGGGAUGGUUCUGAUCUCCACGUUCACUCUGAAAGCAGUUUCACUCACAGUUGAACGUGACCACUGACUGUGUGUUGUCCACUGUGAGACAGGAUUUGCUUCAUACAGUGUGGAUUGGCCUGUCUCUGGGUUACCCAGAAACCAGCGCUUAAGUGGGUAAUUCAGGAGACAGUAGUGAAAACGAAUACUGGAAGUGGACACACUGCUCACUUUGGGAUAAAAUGUUAAUUUUAACCUGAAAUUGUUUUAAGAGUCAGGUUUAAAUAACAGUGGACCCAAGUGUAAAUAUUGAGAAAGAGCUUCCGGAGGAAUGAGAUGAGAGGUUUUUAUGAUCAUAUUUCCCAUCUCCACAUCGUGUAAAGGAUGGGAGUAUUUUCAGUGUUUUUUCUUCCAUGGUACGUUUUUUUAAGAAAUACUAUUCUGUCAAGUUUAAACAUUUUGAAGUGUCCCAUUGACAAGAACAUACUGUAAAACAAAAAUCUAAAGAAUAAUAUAUGGUAUAUUUGUGUUCCAGUUGUAAUAAUUACAAGUAGAUUACUUCUGAGGGCUUACUUACAGUAUUUAAAUGUCACUCUUAAAAUGUUGCAUGUUUGACCCUUGUGAAUAUUUAAACUUUUUCAGUUAGUGAAUGUGGAAGUAUUUCUGAAUAAAAAUCGAUAUUACUGGACUUUGAAAUAAUGUGAUCUUCAAGAACAAACUGUACAACGUUUAGGCUUCAUAGGUUUGCCACAUCUGAACCGAGGAUGUUGCUUUCUGCCAAACUUACGUAGUGCUUUGCUGUCCCAGUAUCUCUUAGUUCCUUGAGAUUCUAAAUUUCAUAGCAAAAUUACCAAAAUGUACAUUUUCACAAAAAGUAGGUUAUAAGCCAGUGUUUUCCAAUGGAUUGAUUUUGGCAUCUCUGUAUCAGUCUUCCUGAUGAGUGGGGUCUUUUGAGGACAUACUCUAGCUGAGAGUUUUGAGCACAGAAAGUACUCCUUAGGAAUGUCAAGUGCAAUCAUUAUUACUUACUUUCCUAUGGAACACCUGCUGUGAAGUAUUCUGAAAACCCUCGUAUUUAGCCUUUAAGACCCUUUGGCAGAAUUAAAACAGAAGGUGGACGGACCUAUGCUUCCUUGGAAGCUUCCAGAAAGAGGAAGGUCUAGGCAAAAACGCAGAGGAGGAGUAUGUGUCAGGGUGGAGGACUGAGUGAGGACAGCAGGCAGGCCAACUUUUCUGUGAAGUUUUCGUCGUCAGAAGAAAACAGCUCCUUCAGGAUGGGUUGAUAUGUUAAUAUUCACAACAUUA
This is a messenger RNA of Mustela erminea (ermine), 6833 nucleotides long. It is a transcript of the gene PTPN21, whose product is annotated as protein tyrosine phosphatase non-receptor type 21. Gene Ontology annotation, cellular component: cytoskeleton. The record is from RefSeq and is a predicted model, not a curated record. Gene Ontology annotation, molecular function: protein tyrosine phosphatase activity. Gene Ontology annotation, biological process: protein dephosphorylation. Lineage: Eukaryota; Metazoa; Chordata; Mammalia; Carnivora; Mustelidae. The transcript has 19 exons. The coding region runs from base 489 to 3989 and encodes 1166 amino acids.